UUUGAAUCAAAAUGGAAAAAUAGAUCGAAAACUUCUUCCGCCACCUAGUUUUUUAUUAUUAACUGACAAUAUUAAUCAUAAUCUGCCGCGUAACACUUUAGAACAAAAAUUACAAAAUAUAUUUAGUCAAGCUUUACAUAUUGAAUCUCCUCACGUUGAAGUUCCUUUCGGUCAACUUGGUGGAACGUCAUUGGAUGCUAUUUUUGUACUCACAUUGAUUCGUCAGCAGAUUUGUAAUAAAGUUGACAUCAGUCUUUUAUUUACUAAUCCAUCUAUUCGACAAUUGGCUCAAGCAAUAGAACCUAUAUUAGCUUUCGAAGAACUGCAAGACAUAGCUUCCACAGUCAAUGAAAUUCAUGAAACAAAUGUUCGUCUGUGA
Adineta steineri is the source of this 379-nucleotide messenger RNA. The record is from the annotation of a GenBank genome assembly. NCBI's taxonomy places the organism in Eukaryota, Metazoa, Rotifera, Eurotatoria, Adinetida, Adinetidae.